AUGGAAAAGUGGUUAAAACGGGUAGCAAAAACUACCUUGCCGCCGCCAGUUGAUUGCGAAAAUAGUAGUGAAAAUACAGAUGAUCUUUUGAGUGACAGAAGCGGCACUGAGUCUGACUUACAAAUUCCUUCAACAAGUCGCGUCGAGUCAACGAAACGUCGGAAAGUGGUGAGAAAAUAUGACCCGGAAUAUCUGAAACUAGGAUUUACUUGGAAUCAUGAUACGACAGAUCCGCGUCCUCAAUGUGUGAUUUGCUACGAAAUAUUAGCGAAUGAAAGUAUGCGCCCAAGUAAGCUGAGACGUCAUUUAGAAACAAAGCAUUCCCAUUCUAUAAACAAGCCAGUAGACUUUUUUCAAAAAAAAUUGUUAGAAAUGAAGUCUUCUAAAAACAUUGUUUCUCAUUUCAUUAAUAUCAAUGAAAAUGCUGUAUAUGCAUCAUACCUCAUUAGCUUAAGAAUCGCUAGAGCAGGUAAGCCUCAUACUAUUGGCGAAGACUUAGUAUUACCAUCGAUUAAAGAUGCUGUUGGAGCGAUGUUUGGAGAAAAAGAAGUAAAAGAAAUCGAGCGCAUACCACUAUCGAAUAAUACUGUUGCGCGAAGAAUUGACGAAAUGGCUGAAUGGACAGAAGAUGAAUUAAUCCAGCGAAUAAUUAAUAGUAAAUAUUAUGCUCUGCAACUACGUAUAGAUGAGUCUACCGACGUGCCACCAAGGCCUAUCUCAAUUAAUUGUUUUUGUGCGUUAUAUAUUGCAAGAAGACGUGCAUGA
This is a messenger RNA of Pieris macdunnoughi, 765 nucleotides long. NCBI's taxonomy places the organism in Eukaryota, Metazoa, Arthropoda, Insecta, Lepidoptera, Pieridae. The record is from the annotation of a GenBank genome assembly.